Patiria miniata (bat star) is the source of this 2538-nucleotide messenger RNA. RefSeq names its product ubiquilin-1-like. Gene Ontology annotation, cellular component: cytosol. Gene Ontology annotation, molecular function: polyubiquitin modification-dependent protein binding. NCBI's taxonomy places the organism in Eukaryota, Metazoa, Echinodermata, Asteroidea, Valvatida, Asterinidae. The record is from RefSeq and is a predicted model, not a curated record. Bases 83 to 1882 code for a protein of 599 amino acids. The transcript is spliced from 13 exons. Gene Ontology annotation, biological process: ubiquitin-dependent protein catabolic process.
UUCCGUAAUUCCAUGUAAAACCACGAUAGGACAAGUUGGGAACCAGUUAACUGGCGCAUGAUUACGCAUAAAAUCGCUCAAGAUGGCGGAAGAAACUGCAGUUCCCGAGACUGGAAAGUUGAUAAAUAUUGUUGUAAAAACACCGAAAGACAAAGAGACCGUCACUGUGGAAGCCACUGCGACGAUAAAAGAGUUCAAGGAAGAGAUAUCAAAGAAGUUCAAUGCACCUCCAGAGCAGCUGUGCUGUAUAUUUGCUGGCAAGAUUCUGAAAGAUGCCGAAACCUUAGAAACACACUCAAUUAAGGAUGGGUUGACAGUACAUCUUGUCAUUAAGUCUACUAACAAGGCUCAAGAGCAGGCAGCCACCGCGGCACGCCCACAGUCCUCCUCGUCCUCCACCAGUACGUCGUCCACCACCACCCCUGGUACCACCCCAGCACCGGGUGGUGGGGGUGCCAAUCCUUUUGGCCUAGGGGGACUGUCGGGUCUGGGCAACAUGGGCUUCGGCUCAGCUAACUACCUGGAGAUGCAACAGCAGAUGCAGCAACAGCUGCUGAGCAACCCGGACAUGAUGCAACAAGUACUGAACAACCCCAUGACACAAAGCCUGAUGCAGAAUCCAGACCUGAUGAGACAGAUGAUCCUCAGCAACCCACAGAUGCAAGAACUCAUGGAGCGCAAUCCGGAGAUCAGACACAUGUUGAACAACCCCGAGUUGCUGCGACAGACUAUGGAGAUGGCUAGGAAUCCAGCCAUGAUGCAAGAGAUGAUGCGCUCACAGGACCGGGCACUCAGUAACUUGGAGAGUAUCCCUGGUGGUUACAACGCCCUGCGACGGAUGUACACCGACAUUCAAGAACCCAUGCUGAAUGCGGCACAGGAACAACUCGGAGGCAACCCCUUUGCUGCCUUGCGCGGUGGCGGUGGCGGUGGCAGUGGCGGUCAAAGUCAAAGUCCAGCAGAGACCUCCGGCCAGCAGGGACGCGAGAACACAGAGCCCCUGCCCAACCCCUGGGCACCUCCUUCCUCGAGACCUGCCGGGGGCACCACGCCGGCGCCAACCAGCACCACAACCCCAACCCCCAGCCCGUCGACAGCUACCCCUAGCAUGACAGAUACAGCGGGGGGCCUUUUCAACUCCCCAGGCAUGCAGAGCAUGUUGCAGCAGGUCUCCUCCAACCCGCAGUUAGUCCAGAACAUGCUGCAGGCACCCUACAUGCAAUCCAUGCUGCAGUCUAUGUCCAACGACCCGGAACUUGCUGCACAGAUUAUGCGAUCCAAUCCCAUGUUUGCCAGCAACCCAGAACUGCAACAACAGAUGACAACAAUGUUGCCCAGUUUUCUCCGCCAGAUGGAGAAUCCAGAUGUCCGUAACGUAAUGACCAACCCCAGAGCAAUACGGGCAAUUAUGCAAAUACAGCAAGGCAUGCAGGAGCUGCAGUCGAUAGCGCCAGGGAUCUUACCAGGGAUGGCCGGAUCGGGAGCAGGAGGGCUUGGUGCAUCGACAACAUCCGCCUCAACGCCGGCCUCCACCACCACCCCUGCCACCGCCCAGACAGAUACAGCCGGUACCACCACCACCUCUGCUACUACCACCAGCACUACUAGUAGCACCACGACCCCAACAACUGGCACCGCCCCACCGGUGGGGCCACUAGGGGGGCUGGGGAGCGACCAGUGGAGCCAACUGAUGACACAGAUGCUGACCAACUUGGGUGCUGGUGCUGGCACAACACAACAGCAACCUCCAGAGGUGCGUUUCCGUCUCCAGAUGGAGCAGCUGGUCAACAUGGGCUUCAACGACGAAGCGAGGAAUCUCCAAGCUCUGAUCGCCACCGGCGGAGACGUCAAUGCGGCCAUCGAGCGGAUCCUGAUGGGGUAACAUUCAAUCAUGGAAUCAAGGAAUAUUUAAAAUGUCAAAAAUAGUUUGUCUGUUCAGCUGACAUUGAGGGCAAGCUUAUGGAAUCAAUCAUCAGAACUAUCUUAAACAAAAAAAUUGUUUCCCCAACUUCAUCCGUAAAUCCUGGUAGUAUUACUAUAGUAAAUCUAGGCAUUGACCGAAAAGUACCGUGGGUCUCCCAGUGCACUGUUGAUACUCCAGUCACUUCUGUACCGCGUUUUGUGUCAUGUGUCAAUUUAAUUUUCAUCAAAAAGACAAACACUUCUCCCACCUUGACUUGUAAUCUGUCACUAUUACGGUAGUGGUGUCACAAAAUGGAUUUGUGGUGAAAGUUGGCCCGCGGAGUCUUUUAAAUAAAAAGAAAAUGGUUGGCAAGGAAAAUGAUGUGGUUUUUUUUCUUUCCAAAAUCAUUGCUUUCUAAUAAUACAGUGGGUUAAGUGGUCAAACUGCCCUGGAGAAAUCAAUAUACAAAUAUUAAGAUUGUGAGACAAAGUGAUAAGACUCGGCCACAUUGUGAGGGAAUGAAGAAGCUGUACAUAAAGCCAUUUUGGUGAGAAUAAACAAACGCGAUUCCAAAAUUCAAAAAUUACGUUUAUGCAAUCUUUACUUCUUAGAUGGAAGUCAUCACUAAAUUAAAA